AAGAGAGGAGGAAGUUUAAUAAGUAUCCGGUGAGGCCCGAGGCGGAGGACUGCUCGUAUUAUAUCAAGACGGGAACUUGUAAAUUUGGAUCCAAUUGCAAGUUCAAUCACCCGGUGCGACGGAAGAAUCAGGUUGCGAAGGAUAAGAUGAAGGAAAAGGAAGAACCAAAAGAGAGGGUGGGACAGACAGAAUGCAAGUAUUACUUAAAUAAAGGAGGUUGUAAAUUUGGCAAAGCUUGUAGAUUCAACCAUUCCAGACCAAAAACGUUUGUACCCCCCUAUCAAGGGCUCAACUUUUUGGGCCUGCCCAUCAGACCGGGAGAGAAAGAAUGUCCGUUUUACAUGCGUACUGGAUCCUGCAAGUAUGCAGCUAAUUGCAGGUAUAAUCAUCCUGAACCCUCUGCUGGAGGAGGUGACCCUCCUUCAGAAUAUGGUAAUGGGGGGUCUGCUUCACUGCAAAGUGCAUCACAAUUUCCGGUGGCUUCAUGGUCAUCACCAGGAACAUUGAACGAUGCUGCGCCAUUUGUGCCUGUGAUGUAUUCUCCAACUCAUGCGGUGUCAUCACACAAUGCAGAAUGGAACGGUUAUCAGAUGGUGAUCGAUGAAUUUCCAGAACGACCUGGCCAACCUGACUGCAGUUACUUUCUGAAAACUGGCGAUUGUAAGUUCAAGUCUAACUGCAAAUAUCACCAUCCGAAGGAUCGAAUCUCAAAGUCACCUCCGGUUGUGCUGAGUGACAAGGGCCUUCCAUUGAGACCGGAUCAGAACGUCUGCUUAUAUUACAGCCGCUAUGGCAUUUGCAAGUUUGGUCCUGCUUGUAAAUUUGACCAUCCUGAGCACUUGACCUCGUCAACCAUAUCCGAACUAGAUCAGCCAUCUUCAAUUGGCGACUCUGCCACAAGUGAUGGGCCAUUGAUGAACGGGACAAGGAAUUCAAGCGAAGCUAUUCAGCAAUCUGUAUAGCUCAACUGCUUUCUAGCUUUGUAGGCUUUAGUCUCCCUUGCUCUUGAGCAUGGAGGAUCUAACUAAUGUCCAGCUGCCCCAAGAUCUCCAGUGAGUGGUGCUUUCUUACAAUGUUAGUUAACUGGUCAGUAUUUAAAUAAUUGUACAUUUUCUCAGUUUAGGAUAUUUUGGGACUCGUCUGGUUGCGGGAUUGGUUAGUAUCAGUGAGACUGUUGUUCAGGAAUAGGCCAAAGACGAGUGAAGUUGUAUGAUUAAAUUAUAAGAAACUUUUGAAGUUUAAAAUGAAUAUCUGUGACCAAUGUGGAUAUUAUUUGAAAA
This is a messenger RNA of Eucalyptus grandis, 1280 nucleotides long. RefSeq names its product zinc finger CCCH domain-containing protein 43. The record is from RefSeq and is a predicted model, not a curated record. Gene Ontology annotation, molecular function: metal ion binding; mRNA binding. The coding region runs from base 147 to 962 and encodes 271 amino acids. The transcript has 6 exons. Lineage: Eukaryota; Viridiplantae; Streptophyta; Magnoliopsida; Myrtales; Myrtaceae.